Salarias fasciatus (jewelled blenny) is the source of this 1173-nucleotide messenger RNA. RefSeq names its product FRA10A associated CGG repeat 1 (gene fra10ac1). The transcript has 15 exons. Lineage: Eukaryota; Metazoa; Chordata; Actinopteri; Blenniiformes; Blenniidae. Gene Ontology annotation, biological process: dephosphorylation. The coding region runs from base 42 to 1043 and encodes 333 amino acids. The record is from RefSeq and is a predicted model, not a curated record. Gene Ontology annotation, molecular function: phosphatase activity.
GCCCGGCGACGGCUGCUCCAUGUAAACAUUGGGAGUCGAUCAUGGACAGUCUAGUGAAGGUUCAUGGCAGUGGGGGUUAUGACUCCGACUUUAGUGAUGGCGAUGAAGGAGGAGAAUCCUCAGAGGGAAGGCUUAAAAGGAAACAUGAGGAGGAAAUCUUGCAGAAACCCUUCCAGAACAGUCGCCACUCCAAGGUGGCACAUCGUAGUUUUCACUCUAAUGAAGUGGACAGGGAGGAAGCCAGGAACAGAAGAGCUCACAUCAUAUCACUGAAUGCUUUUGAGCGACAUAAGAAGUUUGUGGGUGACUACAUACUGUACUAUGGAGGACAGAUGGCCGACUUCAAACGCUCCGGAAUCGAAAGACAAAACGACCUGGAUGUGCUGCGAGAGAAUCACCGCUUCCUCUGGAGGGACGAGGACGAGGAAGACAUGACAUGGGAGAAAGAACUCGCCAAGAAGUAUUACGACAAGCUGUUUAAAGAGUACUGCAUAGCCGAUGUCAGCAGAUACAGGGAAAAUAAGUUUGGAUUUCGCUGGCGGACCGAGAACGAAGUCGUGUCGGGGAAAGGUCAGUUCCAGUGUGGAAACAAGCACUGCGAGUCGGACGAGGGCCUAAAGAGCUGGGAGGUGAACUUCGCCUACGUUGAACACGGCGAGAAGAGGAACGCCCUCGUCAAACUCCGACUUUGCCCCGAAUGCUCCUUCAAACUCAACUACCACCACAGGAGGAAAGAGGUGAAGCCGAAGACGAGACCCAGAAGUUCAGCGCAGGAAAACCAGGAGCCGGCGAAGAAGAAGAGGAAGAAGAAGGAGAAGCGGAGGAGGUCGUCUUCACAUUCAAAGAAGCACAAACACAAGAGGCACAGAGAUCGCUCCCCCUCUUCCAGCACCUCCGGGGACUCUGAAAACUCGGACAAAGACGACGCGGACGGACCGGAGGGCCAAUCGGACGCCGACCACUGGCGAGGGCCGGCCCCCGCGGUGGAGGAAAAGUCAAGGGAGGAGGAGUUCGAUGAGUACUUUGAAGACAUGUUCCUUUGAAUCCGCCGCCGUCAGCGGGUUCCCCCUGCUGCGACCGCACUCCUCCACCCGUCCCGCUGACAGCACCCAUGUUCAGCCUGAGUCUCCUGUAGGUUUAUCUCACUGUAUGUCGCAGAAAUAAACAUGUUUA